Messenger RNA from Corapipo altera (White-ruffed manakin), 3183 nucleotides. RefSeq names its product kelch like family member 21 (gene KLHL21). Bases 105 to 1913 code for a protein of 602 amino acids. Gene Ontology annotation, molecular function: protein binding. Lineage: Eukaryota; Metazoa; Chordata; Aves; Passeriformes; Pipridae. The record is from RefSeq and is a predicted model, not a curated record. The transcript has 5 exons.
CCCCCGGUGCCCCCCGGUGCGACUCACCUCCUGCGGAUACGGGAUGUAGCCGGCGUAGGCCAGGACAAAGGUGCAGAACUUGUUGAAGUCCUCCACGGCACGGCAUGGCGACCGGCGCGGGCACCGGCGGGACGGCGGCGGCGGCGGCCUCGGCGGCAGGAGAACCGGCGCACGCGGUGUCGCUGCUGCGGGGUCUGAGCGCGCUGCGGGCCGAGCGGAGCCUGCUGGACGUGACGGUGGUGGCCGGCGGGCGGGAGUUCGGGGCUCACCGCGCCGUCCUGGCCGCGGCCUCGGGAUAUUUCCGCGCCAUGUUCGGCGGGGCCCUGCGCGAGGCGCGGGCCGAGCGAGUGCGGCUGCACGGCGUGGAGCCCGAGUGCCUGGCGCGGCUGCUCGACUUCGCGUACACCGGCCGCGUGGGCCGGCUGGGCCCCGACAUCGCCGAGCGCCUGCUGCGCGCCGCCGACCUGCUGCAGUUCCCCGCCGUCAAGGAGGCCUGCGGCGCCUGGCUGGCACGGCAGCUGGAGCCCGCCAACGCCCUGGACAUGCAGGACUUCGCCGAAGCCUUUGCGUGCCCGGCACUGGCGGCUGCUGCCCACCGCUUCGUGCUGCGGCACGUGGGUGAGCUGGGCGCCCAGCUGGAGCGGCUGCCGCUGCCGCGCCUCCUCUCCUACCUGCGGGACGACGGGCUCUGCGUCCCCAAGGAGGAGGCCGCCUUCCAGCUGGCGCUGCGCUGGGUGCGCGCCGACCCCGCCACCCGCGCCCCGCUGCUACCCCAGCUCCUGGCCCACGUCCGCCUGCCCUUUGUGCGCCGCUUCUACCUGCUGGCCCACGUGGAGAGCGAGCCGCUGGUGGCCCGCUGCCCGCCCUGCCUGCGCCUCCUGCGUGAGGCCCGUGACUUCCAGGCUGCCCGUCUCGACCGCCACGACCGGGGGCCCUGCGCCCGCAUGCGCCCCCGGCCCUCCACCGGCCUCGCUGAGAUCCUCGUCCUCGUUGGCGGCUGCGACCGCGACUGUGACGAGCUCGUCACCGUCGACUGCUACAACCCCCGCACCGGCCACUGGCGCUACUUGGCCGAGUUCCCCGAGCACCUGGGCGGGGGCUACAGCGUUGCUGCGCUGGGCAACGACAUCUAUGUCACUGGGGGCUCAGACGGGUCCAGGCUGUACGACUGCGUCUGGAGGUACAAUUCCAGCGUGAACGAGUGGACGGAGGUGUCGCCCAUGCUGAAAGCCAGGGAAUACCACAGCUCCACAGUCCUGGAUGGACUGCUCUACGUAGUUGCCUCUGACAGCACAGAGCGCUACGACCACACGCUGGACAGCUGGGAAGCCCUGCAGCCCAUGCUGUACCCCAUGGACAACUGCUCCACCACCUCGUGCCGCGGGAAGCUGUUCGCCAUCGGCUCCCUGGCUGGAAAAGAGUCCAUGGUCAUGCAGUGCUACGAUCCCGACAGCGACCUCUGGUCCCUUGUCAACUGCGGCCACCUGCCCCCCUGGUCCUUUGCCCCAAAAACUGUCACGCUCAACGGCCUCAUGUACUUCAUAAGAGACGACUCGGCUGAAGUGGAUGUUUACAAUCCAGCAAAGAAUGAGUGGGAUAAAAUCCCUGCCAUGCUUCAGGUUCACGUUGGGGGAAGUGUGGCCGUGCUUGGCGGGAAGCUCUAUGUCUCCGGGGGCUAUGAUAACACAUUUGAACUCUCAGAUGUCCUGGAAGCCUAUGACCCUGAGACACGAAUGUGGAGCGUGGUGGGCCGGCUGCCCGAGCCCAUCUUCUGGCACGGCAGCGUCAGCAUAUUCCGGCAGUUCAUGCCAGAAACCCCACAGGAGGACGACAGCAUCACGCUGGACAACACCAUCAGCUUGAGCAGGCAGACCCAAAACCUUCACAACCAGAACCUCAAUGAACUGCCUUAGCACAGGAAGCAGCCUGACAUAAGUCCCUCAUCCAGAACCUGGGCUGCUUCGGGAGAAGGCUGAGGCAAACCAGUGCUUGGAAACAAAACCGUACUGAUCACAGAGGGAAUGGGAACUCUGGCUGUUGGAUGUGCUGCUGUGUGACCGCAGGCAGUGAGGCCUCUGCUGCUCCCUCAGCCCUUUGCUGCCUGCAGGGACCCGACAUCCCCGGGGAAAAUGAUCGCACUGACCCACACCACAGCACCACCACUGACAGCUUGUGACCAGACACCUUUCACUGGGAGCUCCUUCACCCCAUAAUACUUUGUUUGCCACCAAACUGCUUCCUUCAGUUUCUUUUUUGGGAGGGGUCUGUCUGGUAAGACAGUGGUCUGGACCCCCCCUCUGUUCUGUGCCUCAGAGGGAGACAAGCUUUCUGUGCACGUGUUGGGAUUGAAAGGUAGUUAUUUUAGGGUUUUUUUUCUUCUUUUUGUUUGGGGUUUGCAUAUUUUUUGGCCUGUGUAAGAUUUGCCUUUAUACUUGCCCAAGUGCCCUGACCAGGUGGGCUGUUUAUCUACCUUUGCUGAAGAGCAGCUGCGUGGUUUAUUUGUGGAAUGUUUCUGGAACAAGCAGAGGCCGAACCUGUGGCACAACUCCCCAGGAGUGAGUGUCACAUCUUCAGGAGAACCUUGAAGUGUGACAGCAGCUCAGGCGUAGCUGGAUGCAUUUGCUUUUUUGGUCUUUUAUUUUUAACCAAUAGAGGAGAAGUCUGUAUUUUAAACUGAAUUCGGAGAUGGAAAGCCCACAUACCCGACCACUGCACUCCUCAGCCGGGGGAACCCACGCUGUUCCUCAGUCUGGAACACUGACAGUGCCUUGAGACCACGCGCCGGGGUGCAGCCCGUGGGCCCCUGUGGGCAGAGCCUGGCGGGGGGACACUGGGGCCUGCAAUUCGGGGCAUCUGCUGCUUUUCUGGGAGCAGCCUGUCCGUGCUGUGCCGUGCCUGCGGAGCUGGACAGUGCUGCAGCCCGAGGUAUUUCUGCUGAGCUAUAAAUAGUGCUCGCUGCUGGACCCCCAACCCCACCCGCUGAGCAGCUACAGAUAACUAUUUAUUUUUUGUAGAAUUCAUUGUGUUGAAUCCUCCAGUACAGUUGAACUCCAUCCUUUGAAACAAAGGCAUUUUACAUUUGCAGAUAAUGUAUUUUUAUUCUCAUAGUUUGUUUUUAAAUUUACUUGCAGCUGUCAAGUUAAAUAAAACCUGUUACACAAUUCUGUCGUCUGCGAAGGGAAA